AUGGUUUUUAUUUUGUUUUCAGAUUUGUGAUCUUAGCUCAAAGCCUUACGAAAAGGAUAUGUGGGAGGUAGAGGUUAGAGAACUACAGAACCUGCUUCGAGGUCAGAUUAAGAUACAAAUCUAGUUCUAGCAUGGAGCCGGAGAAGGAGAAAAAUCCCGGAUCUGAUCUGGAUCCGGGUAGUGAGAACUUUGACUGUAUGAAAGCGUUGUAUGAUCCUAGUUAUGAAAUAUCAGAUAAAGAUGCUGUAUGUAUGGAUACUGUGGAACAAUGUAUAAAGUUUAUAUCCAACCCGGAUUCUACUAGGACGGGAAAGGAGAAACCAAAACCUGCUCCGGAACCUGAGAAGAUAGAGAGACGGUUUCUCCCGGAACAGAUGCCGGUUCAGUCAAAUCGAAAAGAGUUCAAGCAUGUUCUCUCUAGAAUGAACGAGUUUAAGGAUGGACCGCUGGGAACACUCAGUAAUUGGCAGAGGGAGAAAACUAGAAUCAAAGUAUGGACUCGAGACAUGAACAAUAUUCGUGGUUUCUGCACAGGAUUCAUCUCAGCAUUUGAUAAACAUUGGAAUCUUGCUCUCAGAGAUGUAGAUGAGAACUUUAACCGUCCUCGGAGCAGGAAAACAUAUUCAUCAUCAACCAUGAAAUCUAUCUUGAUGCCGCAGGACCUACCGGUGGAAAUGAAGAUAGGUAGUUCUUUGCUCAGGGUGAUCAAGAUAGAGAAUAAGUUUGAGGUUUGUGUUCGUCAUGUUCCUCAAGUUUUACUUCGUGGAGAACAUGUUGUUAUGAUCUCAAAACUCUCCUAGGUCAUGGCUAUUAAACUAAGAAGUUUCUACAUUCCAUAUUCUCAGAUAUUCAGACAGGCCAAAAUGUAUCUUUGUCUCGAAUUUAAACAUAUGAAAACAUUGAUCAUGAGUUAAUUAUGACGCUUAUCUGGCUGUGAAAAUUUAACAAUCAGCAUUUUUAUUUUUUACAGA
Eurytemora carolleeae is the source of this 971-nucleotide messenger RNA. It is a transcript of the gene Lsm11, whose product is annotated as U7 snRNA-associated Sm-like protein LSm11. The record is from RefSeq and is a predicted model, not a curated record. The transcript is spliced from 2 exons. Gene Ontology annotation, biological process: mRNA 3'-end processing by stem-loop binding and cleavage. Lineage: Eukaryota; Metazoa; Arthropoda; Copepoda; Calanoida; Temoridae. Bases 132 to 800 code for a protein of 222 amino acids. Gene Ontology annotation, cellular component: U7 snRNP. Gene Ontology annotation, molecular function: U7 snRNA binding.